Vigna angularis (adzuki bean) is the source of this 785-nucleotide messenger RNA. RefSeq lists its product as uncharacterized. The transcript has 6 exons. The coding region runs from base 75 to 737 and encodes 220 amino acids. The record is from RefSeq and is a predicted model, not a curated record. NCBI's taxonomy places the organism in Eukaryota, Viridiplantae, Streptophyta, Magnoliopsida, Fabales, Fabaceae.
CACCAAUCCAGAUCAUUAAAUUACCAUAACCAUGGUCAUUAAAUAGCUUGGGAAUUGAAGAAGAAGAAGAAGAAAUGGGAAAAUUCAGUUGGACAAGUUUGGUCCUUGUUUCUCUAUAUCCCUUCUUCUUCACAUGUCAAGUCUCUGCUCCUUCCCCACCGUUAAUGUCCAACCUAGGAAUAAAUAUUUUCAAUGUAUGCGAUGUAGUAUACUGUGGGAGAGGAACAUGCCAACUUUCUUCCACUGAUUUACUCGGGUUCAGAUGCGAUUGUGAAACUGGUUGGAAGAAGCCUAACAUUGGUUCUUUCCAAUUACCACCAUGUGUUCUUCCCAAUUGUACUGUUGAUCUAAACUGUGGCAAUGGUUCUUCGUCACUGCCUUCUUCUCCACCUACAACAUUUAAGGAUCCUUGUUUGUUGAAUUUGUGUGGGGAUGGAACUUGUGAGAGUAAUGGCUCUGAUUUUAGGUGUCAAUGCAAUGAAGGCUCUGCCAAUCUACUCGACGAUCCAAAACUCAUUUGCAUUAAGAGAUGCACUUUGGGAGGGGAUUGUGGGGGAUUUAAUCUAGGGUUUGACUCAUCACCUAACGAAACUCAGCCACCGCCGGAAAAAUCAGGAACCAGUGGCUCUCCUCCGACUUCUCCGACUGCAGUGUCAGGUGAAACGCUGCGUUCCAUAAGGGGGCUUCAUGUGCUAGCUACGUUGUUAUUAGCAUUAAUAUUUGAAGCAUGGAUUUAAAAGGGAAGAUGAAAGUGCAGAAAUGCAGAAAAUAAACCCUUUUCUAAA